Messenger RNA from Microbotryum saponariae, 1299 nucleotides. Lineage: Eukaryota; Fungi; Basidiomycota; Microbotryomycetes; Microbotryales; Microbotryaceae. The record is from the annotation of a GenBank genome assembly.
AUGCUGCUUCUGCAAGACAAAGUCGUUUGCAUCACCGGGGCUUCGCAAGGUAUUGGGCGUGGAAUUGCUCUUGGAUGCGCCCGCGCAGGCGCCAAAGUCGUGGUUCACCAUCUCAAUACCCCGCAAGCUACUCUCGACGCUGGACAGGUCAUCGCUGAUAUUGAGAAGGAGAGAAGCGGUGUCGGCCUUCUUGGGCCGGGUGCUGUGCAGGUCGCUGGAGACAUCAGCGAUGAGUGCACGGCUGACGAGGUGAGGGCCUCGAAGCUGAGGGAGGGUUUGACCAUGAGCGCCCUCGCUGACGAUCUGAGCGAGCUGUUGUUCGCUCACCAGAUAGUUCAAGCGGCAGUCACUGCUUUCGGUCGAAUUGAUUGCUGUGUCUCGAAUGCCGGCGUGUGCCCCUUCUACGCAUUCUUGGAUAUUCCCCGCGGCGUGUGGCGCUCCACGCGGGCCAUCAAUCUCGACGGCGCCUUCUACUUUGUGCAGGUCCGCAAGAGGGAGCCAGAUUUUGUUAUGGCCCGAGUAUUAACUGACCGAGCUGAAGGAUGGAUCACACAGGCUUGUGCGAGACAGAUGAAGGAGCAGAUACCCCAAGGCGGAUCCAUCGUAGCCGUGUCGUCAAUCUCUGCACUCGUCGGCGGCGGUGAACAAGCGUAAGCUCAGCAAGACGGUCUUUGUUUUGUGAGCGCUAUAUGAAUUCAUAUGGCCAUCUGAUUGGUUGUGCUCCGGCCUCUCAACAGCCAUUACACUCCAACAAAAGCCGGUGUAAAAUCGUUGAUGGAAUCUUGCGCGAUCUCGUUAGCGCCUUACAAAAUUCGAUGUGAGCUUCCUGCCCAUACAAGUGAGGGGGACAAAAGUGACAGGAUGACUCUGAUGCCUUCAAAGAGGAAAUGUGUCAUAGGUAAUUCUGUACUGCCAGGUAAUCGUUGCGAAAUUUCGGUCUGCUGGCUUGUGAAGCUCGCCUCGGAAUUGAGAGCCGUUUUCUUCCCUCUUCAUCAUGCAGGCACGAUCGAGACCCCCAUCAAUGCUGAAGACCUGGAGGACCCCGUCAAACGCGCAUACAUGGAGAAGCGUAUUCCACUCAGUAGAUUGGGGCGACCCGAGGAUCUGGCGGGUCCGGCAGUAUUCCUGUUGAGCGAGAUGGCGGCAUAUGGUAAGCGUCUCAACUUGCGGGCAGAGCCUCCGCAGAAUGAUCACGGUCGCUCCAAGCUACGUGUCAUCUGACUUUUAGCUUCACGACUGCGAACAGUGACGGGAGCCUAUGUUCUGGUGGACGGAGGGGCUUUUGUGAACCUGCAAUGA